Solanum tuberosum (potato) is the source of this 2315-nucleotide messenger RNA. Its product is annotated as cation/H(+) antiporter 14. Gene Ontology annotation, cellular component: endomembrane system; membrane. Gene Ontology annotation, biological process: regulation of pH; proton transmembrane transport. NCBI's taxonomy places the organism in Eukaryota, Viridiplantae, Streptophyta, Magnoliopsida, Solanales, Solanaceae. The coding region runs from base 14 to 2230 and encodes 738 amino acids. The transcript is spliced from 2 exons. Gene Ontology annotation, molecular function: antiporter activity. The record is from RefSeq and is a predicted model, not a curated record.
GGCUGGCAUUAUCAUGGGGCGAUCAGGCUUUGGUCGGAUCCGUGCGUAUUCAUCCUUAAUAUUUCGACCAGAAGGCAGAAUGGUACUACAGACAAUCUCAGAUGUUGGUUUCAUGUUUCAUGUUUUUGUUCUUGGAGUUCAAGUAGAUCCAACAAUGCUGAGAAGAGCGGGGAGAAACGCGGUUCUAAUAGGUGUUUCAUCUUUUGUUAUGCCUUUUGCACUUGGAGGAUUAGCCUGUUACGUAUUACCUCAUUUGACUGUCAUAGAUGACGCGACAGCGCAUUUCCUGCCUUUGUUAUCUGUAAUUAACUCUGCUUCAUUCUUUCCUGUGAUCACUAGCCUUCUUAGUGAUCUUAAGAUUCUAAAUUCGGAAAUUGGUCGAAUAGCUACAUUAGCCUCCUUGGUUAAUGACGGUUGUAUAUAUGCUGCUUCCAUACUUUUAACAACAAUAGAUGCAUCAUCAAGUUAUUCAAAGUGGAAUGGAGUAAUGGCCAUUGCAUGGAUAGGCACAUUCCUGAUAGUAAUCGUGUUUGCUGUAAGGCCAUUGGUGAAACAUAUUGCUAGGACUAUACCGGAAAGAGGGGCUAUGAAGGAAAGCCAUUUUCUAAUGAUAGCUGUGCUAGCUCUCCUCUGUGGAUUUGUGUCCCAGUCUAUUGGACAGCCUCCUGCUGUUGGUACUUUUAUUUUGGGAGUAGUGGUGCCAGAGGGACCGCCUUUGGGCUCAUCGAUGGUCUACAAGAUCGAUUCUUUAUGUACUGGAUUGCUGCUUCCUGCUAAGUUUGCUAUCAGUGGGUUGACAUUGGACAUAUUCUCCCUAGGAAGAGGAAAGAGUCUUUUAGGGGUCGAAGCAGUGAUCCUAUUGGGUUAUUUAGGUAAGUUUGCUGGCACUCUUGUUUCAGCUGUUCACUUUGCUGUUUCCUUCCAAGAUGCAGUACCUCUUGCUCUCAUCAUGUGCUGCAAAGGAAUUAUCGAGGCAUCCUUUUAUAUCGGCUUAAAGGAUACUGGAGCAAUAACAAGUGAAGCAUAUGCGCUUUUGUUAAUCACAAUGUUGGUCAUAACAGGAAUUGUGAGACCUUUAAUUUGGUACCUCUAUGAUCCAUCAAGAAGGUACUUAGGCUACAGAACAAAUAGUAUACAACAUUUGGAUCCGACCAGUGAGCUUCGGGUACAAGUGUGUAUUCACAACGAAGAUAAUGUCCCAAGCUUAGUCAAUCUUCUUGAUGUGUCCAAUCCAUCUAGAAGGAGACCGAUUGCAGUGUUUGUUCUUAAUCUAAUGGAGCUCAAAGGCAGCGCAGCUGCUUUACUGGUGCCAACUCAUAAUAGAAAAGGCAAACCGAAACUCAAGUCUCUGCCUAGCAGAACUGAACAUAUAUCUAAUGCAUUCAACAUUCUCGCACAUAGAAAUCACGGUUCUAUGGUUGUUCAACACUUCACCUCCAUUGUUCCGUAUGCCACUAUGCACGAUGACAUAUGUACAAUCGCGGUGGACAAAGGUGUCAAUAUUGUGAUCAUCCCAUUCCACAAGCAGUGGGCUAUUGAUGGAACAGUAGGAGCCAAUUUCCCUGCAAUUAGGAUGGUGAACCAACAGGUACUCCAUAAAGCACCUUGCUCAGUCGGGAUCCUAGUUGAUCGGGGACAAUUAGCCGAUAACACACAAAUCUUGUUUGGCCAUUCUCUUUUCCGCAUCACAAUGCUUUACCUAGGUGGUCCUGAUGAUGAUGAGGCACUUGCCUAUUGCUGCAGGAUGCUAGGGCAUCCCCACAUCACCAUGAGUCUCGUCUGGCUCAAACAUUCGAGUGACAAUAUCGAGAAGAGUAUGGAGUCACAUAUGAUACAAUGGUUCAAGGCUAAUAAUGUGGAUGCAGGGAGAGUGAGUUACAAAGAAGAAGUGGUGAAUGAUGCAGUGGGGACAACUCAGGUUCUUCGUUCACUCGAGGACAGUUGUGAUCUUUGUAUAGUUGGUAGAGACCACGAACAGUCCGAGUUAACACUAGGGAUCAAUGAAUGGAUCGAGUGUCCAGAACUAGGAUUUAUUGGAGACAUGUUAGCUACUUCGGAUUAUAGUUUUUCAUUGCUCGUUGUGCAACAAACACCACCCGGGACCGAGUUUAUAAACAUCCAGCCACUGCAGCCUGUUGCUAGCAGUUUUUAUUCUGGUUCAGGUAAAUAUAGUCAGCAUUCUGGUUCAGGUAAAUAUAGUCAGCAUUCUGGUUAUGGCCCUUUUGGGUAGCAACUGAAGUUGUUUUCCUCUUUGAUCAAUGCCAAGAAUGUAGAAAAUAGGUUAAAGGAUACACAGAAAAAAAAGAAAGAAAAGG